AUGCCUCCUACGGAGACCACGUUGGACGGCAUGUUGUGCCUGUCGCGUCACGAGAACUGCCCUUGGAGUGAGGCCCUCAAAUCCGCGGAAGUCAACUGGACGGGCCUCCAGUACACCUGCCUGAAAGUGCUGCACCUGUACUGCAAAGUGUUUGAGAAAGAAGAUGUACUGGAUAUGGUUAUUAGGUUAGGAAAUAAAGGCGAUGUUAGGAGUGAAUAG
Molecule: messenger RNA, 219 nt
Organism: Arctia plantaginis
Lineage: Eukaryota; Metazoa; Arthropoda; Insecta; Lepidoptera; Erebidae
Source: the annotation of a GenBank genome assembly